Nannospalax galili (Upper Galilee mountains blind mole rat) is the source of this 749-nucleotide messenger RNA. Its product is annotated as zinc finger protein 709. Gene Ontology annotation, molecular function: DNA-binding transcription repressor activity, RNA polymerase II-specific. Lineage: Eukaryota; Metazoa; Chordata; Mammalia; Rodentia; Spalacidae. Gene Ontology annotation, biological process: negative regulation of transcription by RNA polymerase II. The record is from RefSeq and is a predicted model, not a curated record.
AUAGUGGUGAAAAACCCCAUGACUAUAAACAAUGUGGUAAAGCCUUUCAACAUAAUAGUGAUCUUCAAAGACAUGAAAAAACACACACUGGAGAGAAACCCUGUGCAUGUAAACAAUGUGGGAAAGCCUUUAUAGAAUCCGAUCACUUUCAGGUACAUGAAAAAAUUCAUACUGAAGAAAAACUGUAUGAAUGUAUACAAUGUUGUAAGGCCUUUAGAUGUAAUAGUCAUCUUCAAAGACAUGCAAAAAUACACACCAGAGAGAAACCCUAUGCAUGUAAACAAUGUGGUAAAGCCUUUAGAUGUCAUGGUUAUCUUCAGUUACAUGAAAAUAUUCAUACUGGAGAAAAACCAUAUGAAUGUAAACAAUGUUGUAAGGCCUUUACAUUUUUUAGUUCCUUACAGUUACAUGAAAAAAAUCAUACUGGAGAAAAACCUUAUGAAUGUAAACAAUGUGGUAAAGCCUUUAGAUGUAAGAGUGAUGUUAAAAGACAUGAAAAAACACACACUGGGGAGAAACCCUGUACAUGUAAGCAAUGUGGUAAAGCCUUUACACACUACAGUUACCUUCAAGUACAUGAAAAAAUUCAUACUGGAGAGAAACCAUACACAUGUAAACAUUGUAGUAAAGCCUUUAGAUGUCCUGGUUAUCUUCAGUUACAUGAAAAAAUUCAUACUGGAGAAAAACCGUAUGAAUGUAAGCAAUGUGGUAAGGCCUUUAUAUUUUCUACUUCCUUACCUUGGAAAUAG